Messenger RNA from Hordeum vulgare subsp. vulgare (domesticated barley), 1466 nucleotides. RefSeq lists its product as uncharacterized. The coding region runs from base 32 to 1216 and encodes 394 amino acids. Lineage: Eukaryota; Viridiplantae; Streptophyta; Magnoliopsida; Poales; Poaceae. The record is from RefSeq and is a predicted model, not a curated record. The transcript is spliced from 11 exons.
UCUUGUUGGGUUUUGGUGCCAGGAUUCACAUAUGAAAUUGUGCGAAAAGAACACCGAGUGUGCAAAGAAGCAGAAGAAUCCACAUACAACUGGGAGAAAAAGCCAUGCUAGACUUAGAAAAGAGAUGGAAAUCAAGAGCAAUCGACAGGUUAGCAAGAUUGAACUUUGGGAUGAAGCUCAUAAACAGAAGGAUGGUAAAUACAAAAAUGCAAAAACGAAGAUAGUGAUGGAGAAACUGGAAGAAAGAAAGAAUGAUAACAAUGGGCGGCUUUCAUUCAGCGAUUAUGGAGAAGUGUUUAAAAGUGUGCAUGGGGAAGACGCAAAAAAGCUUCGAGGGUAUUAUGGUGAUAAGUAUUGGAGCGAAAUAAAAGUUUCUCAAGGACUGACUUUUGUUCAGCAUUUUGAGAAUGAAGGAAAUGUUCAUCUUUCAUUGCGGGCACUAGGAGAUAAUGUAGAAAAUGUGACAGAUGAGUUGGCUAUGGUGCGUUCGUUCCUGAAGCGAAAAUUUCCUGGAGAAGAUUUCAGAAACGAAUUUGUAACCAUGGGAAGUGAUGAAGUUGAUCUCGACGAAAGAGUUGUUGGCAGCGACCUCCCAAAUGAAUCACAUAACGAAAUUGAAGUGCAUGCUCGAUUGAGUGCUAUGCAGUUUCAGGAAUUGCAUCCUAGCAAUUGGGCGAGAGGGAAAGAGUGUUACACCGGUUUAUCGUUACCACAUGAAAAAAUGGUAGCUAAGAAGGCACACAUUGAAAACUUUAAUGGGGCCAAUAAGGGGACUGCAGAAUCAAAUUUACGAGACAAUCAGAUCACUAGCCAAGAUUUGUGUCCUAGUUUUUCUGCCAGAACCAAAGAGGAUUUCACUGGUUUAUCUUUACCACACAUGGUCGCUAAGAAAGCACACAUUGAAAAAAUUGAUAGUGUCAAUCAAGGCUAUGCAAAAUCUACUUUACCGGAGAAGGCUAACCAGGAAUUGCAUCCUAGCAAUUGCGCAAGAACCAAAGAAGGUUGCACAAGUUUAUCUUCACCACAUAAACACACGGUUACUAAGAAAGCACAUGAUGCUCCUGAGCCAAAGAUUGGUCAAGCUGAAAAUAGCAAUGCAGACAUGCAAGGUGCUCUUAAACGAAGUGAACUGCUUCAUCGCGUCACUAAACAGGUCAAAAAACCAAAACUGACCACUCGUACACAUUCUCCAAACAAGCCACCAAACACUGGGUAGCUCAAGAUUUUGAAAAGGAGUGCAUUGCAGGAGUCAGGAGCAAGUAUAGAAGAAUUAGUCUUUAAAAGGAUAAAUAUUAUGUAUUAUAUAAAGAUUUUAGCUUCAUAUGAAAUCUUAGUUCUAGUUUGUACGAUCUCUUCUUGAACAUUUGGAUCUUUGAUAUGAAUAUCUGAUUUGAUUUCGUUGUGAACCUAAUGUGUUUGUUCCUAAUUGGAAUAGUGUGAAUGGGUUGCUUGUUAAUACAAUUGGU